AAGAAACAAAAACAGCAACAACAGCUGAAUCAUCGAGCUACAUAGGACCACUUUCAUUCACUUACAAAAAUCCAUUCCUAUUUCUCAAGCAUGCAACGUCAAGUGGCAAUGAGCUUGCGCAGGGUUCUGAGCCAGCCAAAGCGAGCACAAGAAAUGGUGAGGCGUGUGACGGAGCCGUGUGACGUGUUCCUGAACCACCGGAGCAUGGACACCAAGAAGACGGUGGCAACGUUGAUGUAUGACCAUUUGAAGAGGCACGGCUUCAACCCUUUCUUGGAUAACAAGACCAUGAAGCCCGGGGACAAACUGUUUGAUAAAAUCAACCGGGCUGUUAUGGAAUGCCAGAUCGGAGUGGCGCUUCUGUCUCCACGCUACACCGAAUCUUACUUUUGUCUCCAUGAGCUGGCGCUUCUUCUCGGGUGCAACAAGAAGGUUAUUCCCAUCUUCUGCGACGUUAAGCCUUCGCAGUUGCGUCUUGUCAACAACCCUAAGUGGUCGCAAGACGAACUUCGCCGCUUCAAGUGGGCUCUUGAGGAGGUUAAGUACACCGUGGGACUCACGUUCAACUCCUCUAAAGGGAACUUGUCAGAGAUUGUGAAUAGUGCUUCUGACAUCAUCAUUGGUAGCAUGAUAGAGCUGAAGGAUGAAGCGCGUGUGCAGCGUAAAAACUUGGCAAUUCCUCUUUAGAACUUAAGACUUCAAAAUGUUGAACUGUUCUAACCAUGCACUGCUCAUCUGGAAUUAAUCCUUACUUGUAAGGAUAAUACGUUUUAUAUCCUUCUAUUGCUACCUAA
Vigna angularis (adzuki bean) is the source of this 794-nucleotide messenger RNA. RefSeq names its product TIR-only protein. Gene Ontology annotation, biological process: signal transduction. Bases 91 to 687 code for a protein of 198 amino acids. Lineage: Eukaryota; Viridiplantae; Streptophyta; Magnoliopsida; Fabales; Fabaceae. The transcript is spliced from 2 exons. The record is from RefSeq and is a predicted model, not a curated record.